AAUAACAGUUGGCAUAGUGCACAAAAUGUCACUGAUUAAGAGAGGGAUAAUAAAGCGUGACCGAUUUGGCCAAGAUAAAAAUACUUUGCAUAUAUAUUCGAGUAGUUCAAAACGUCAACAUUAUCAAACCAUUUCGAAAGUAGUAGUAAUAUUCAAUUAACUAUUUAUUAGUGCUCAUAAUCAACCAUUGUCACUUCAACAUACAAUUUCAUUAAUCGUUUCUGAUUUAAUUCUCUUUCUACCGGAGAAACAACAAACUCCCGCUUGGUUUUAUCAUAUUGUUAUUACUGGCACUACUGUUUACUAGUGAAAUAAUGCAAAACACUUAUUCAAGUUAUUAUAAUGAAUAUCUACGUUCAUUUAUUGUAGGUCAUCUGUUAUCCAUCAAUAUAUUAAGAACAUAUUAUGUAUAAAUUAAAAUGAUACUACUGAAUGAUAAAUAGUGGUCCUAUUCUAUACAUUCACAUUACCAAUUCAUGAAUGAUUAAUUAACUUUUAAAUUAAACUGUUACUAAUUGAAAAGUUGUCUAAAUAUAAUAUAACUUCUAAUUACUAGAUUUUAUUCUAUAUGCUAUUGAAGGUAUAACAUUGAGUAUUAUUGAUAGACUCAAUCAAUUCGGGGUAUACAUUGAUUUGUGUUUGAAGAGAUAACCAGUUCAGUAUUUCUAACAUAAUAUGACUAGUAUUUACUAUGAAAUUGUCAGAUAAACUUUUGUACUUUUUGGGAGACUUGUGGUAUUCAAAAAAAAAUUAUGCUAGGAUAGAACAAAAGAACUUCAUUACUCUGAUUUUUAUCAACUAUGUUCAUUUAACAUUAAAUCAUAAUUAAAAAGUAAUCAUGUCAUAAUAUAGUUGAUCAUUUUUUUGUUUUUUGUUUUUUGUUUUGAAAAGUAAAAUCAUGCUCACUAAUUUCAAUCACGAAUCAAAAAAUAGUCUAACAAAAUAUUCCUGGGUUAUUUCUAUUACAAUGGUAAUCCAAAUGGAUGUUCAUAUCAUUUCAAAUUUUAUAUUCCUUGAUUUCAUUAGUUAUUUUUGAGAACCAUUCUUUAUGUUUAAUUCUUCUGGGUCAAUUCAUUUACUUUCCUCUUGAUAAACUGAGAUGUAAAUUUACGUAAAUUGAACAGAUGAGAAUAUUUAUUGAACUUAAUAGUGUUUAUAACUCAGUCAUGUUAAAAUUGAUCAAUUAUGCUAUUCUAUUAAACACUAAAUUGUACAGGUUAGACAAAUCAAGAUUAUAAGUUACAGAAAAUUAUCAUCAUCCGAAGCAUCAUCAUCAUCAUCAACAACAACAAUAACAGCCGAUUUCUGUCUUACCAUUUGGUUGAUGAUGCAUACUCUGGAAGAGAAAAAAAGUGUUACUCAACGUAAUAUUUACACGGAAAACCUGAAAUUGACAUCGGAACACUUGAAUUCGAACAAUUUACUGAAUAAUUUAGCACUAUGGAAUUUGUUUUUCGACGGAUGUCCUGGUAAUUCACUUAGACAAAAAGAUCUUACACAACAAUAUCAAGUCAAUAAUGAUUAUUACCGUAAUGAUGAUAAACUGAUAUCUACACAAGACAUGGUAGCAGUUAAUUCAUCAAUGAAACCUAUUGAUUUAUCAAUACUGUCAACAGAUGCGAAUUCAAGAGAGAAUAUGCAACAGUGUGGAACCAUUAAUACCUUAUCUGUUGACCAGCCAAUGACAAAAAUAAAUGAAUCAUUAAUUGCAAAUCCUUAUUUAAAUUAUUACUAUAAUCCAAAGGAUAUUUCAUCGAUAUUGAAUACACUGAACAAUUUAUUAAGCAUAAAUAAUCCUUAUGUGAAAUUAAUGCACCAGUCGUCUGUGAUAAGUAAUUUAAAUACGUCACAAUCCAAAUUUUCUGUAGAUUCCACUGUGUUUUCUACCAAAGGUAACAUAAACAAUAAUGACAAUCAUGAUUCUGAAGAUGGACAAUUAAAUGCAUCAUCACCGUGGGUUAAAAAACCUAAAUUUUCAAUCUUAGAAUUAAUUAACACACCAAAUAAUGUAGUCGACAAUUCUACAACUGACCAUAGUACCAAAGUUUCUGGUACUAAAAAAUCAGGAAAUAACACAAGAAAUAAGCGUUUCAAGUGUCGGCUAUGCAAUCACACAUUUUCUACACAAACUAGCCUAUUAAAACAUACAAAUAGUUUGCAUACUGAUCAAUAUUUGAGGCAGGCAAAUUCACCAGGUGUUCCAUUAACUUCAUCAUCACCAUCAUCAGUAAAUGUAACAGAAAGUAAUGAACUAGUGAUUCAUGACAACAAAAAUGGUAAAGCAUAUCAAAAUAUGUAUAGUAUGAAUAAAUCACGAAAUGUUUUGCCAAAUACUGCUGGUAACUCAUCAAUAGGACUUAGUGUUAUUUCUUCGAACUCUAGCAGUAGAAACAAGGAUUGUUGUAAUAGUGAUUGUUCAAGUCAAAUGAAUCCUACGAUGACCCCAACAACAACAGUAACAUCUGUACCAGAUCAUCAUUAUGGACAUCCAUAUUUUUGCCAUUUGUGUAAUAAAGUCUAUUAUUCAAUGUCUGCAUUGAAAAUGCAUGUACGUACGCAUACAUUACCGUGUAAAUGCAAUUUAUGCGGUAAAGCAUUUUCACGAAUGUGGCUAUUAAAUGGACAUUUAAGAACUCAUACGGGUGAAAAGCCAUUUGCAUGUAUGAUAUGCACCAGAGCAUUUGCUGAUAGAUCUAAUUUAAGAGCACAUAUGCAAACACAUUCUGAAGUAAAACGUUAUCAAUGUCUACAUUGUGAUAGGACAUUUUCACGUAUGGGUUUAUUAACUAAACACCAAACUACUUCAUGUCUUCAACAAAUGAAAAAAUCAACAAAAUCACGAAAUAAUAAUAAUAAUAAUAAAACUACUGAAUAUAUAUUUGACAAUAAAAUUGUACCUGAAUCGAAAAAAUUAAGACAUGUUUAUUGAGGAGGAAAAAAAAAAAGAAAGAAAAUGUAAAACAAAUCACUCUUAGUGCAAUAUUUAUUACUACUUCACUAUUUGUUUUAUCAUAUAUUUAAAAGUUGAUAUUGAGUAUAAAAAGAAACAUCAUUAUGAUAACUUAAUGGAAAUUGUUUAUUCUUUUCUGAAACUUCUACCUAUAGAGGUUCCCUAUUCAAAGUGUAUAUGAAAGGAACAUAAAUUAAUAAAAAGCAACAUUCUGUAAAUGUGAUAAAGAAAUUCAAUAUUAAGUAAAUAAAUUUAGAUGUUUCAUGGGAAGAAGUCAGUCAGUCAAUCAACAACAUAGAAUUUCGUACGUACGUAUAUUAGUUCGAGCUGCUAUAUUACAUUAGCACAGAAAUACAAUUGUCGAUUCAAAUCCCGUAGCGGUAGAGAUAGUAUAGGUAUAAGCAGUAGUCGGAAAGAUUAGGGUUUGAAGAUGUUAUUUAAGGAGUAUAAUCUAGUGAAAUAAGUUUGGAAAGAGAAGAAAAGGGACGUGAAG
Messenger RNA from Schistosoma spindalis, 3443 nucleotides. The record is from the annotation of a GenBank genome assembly. NCBI's taxonomy places the organism in Eukaryota, Metazoa, Platyhelminthes, Trematoda, Strigeidida, Schistosomatidae.